Orycteropus afer afer is the source of this 585-nucleotide messenger RNA. NCBI's taxonomy places the organism in Eukaryota, Metazoa, Chordata, Mammalia, Tubulidentata, Orycteropodidae. The record is from RefSeq and is a predicted model, not a curated record.
AUGUCACCCUGGACGGGCACUGCCCUGAGGGCCCACUCUGAGGAUUAUAACUCCUCGGUGGUCACGCUGUCUCCUGGCCCACAGGACCACGGCACCCACCUCAUCUGUCGGGUGACCCUCCCCAACACCGGGGUGACCACAGAGAAGAGCAUCAGGCUCAAUGUCUCCUAUGCCCCCCAGAACCUGACCAUCAGCUUCCUCCGAGGAAACCUCACAGAACUGAAAUAUCUGCGGAACGGCUCGUCUAUUCAAGUCCGGGAAGGGGACUCCCUGCGCCUCAUCUGUGUCGCCAACGGCAACCCCCUGGCCGCACUCAGCUGGACGCGGGGCAGGCCUGCCCUGAGCCCCUCGCAGCCCUCGGGCCCCGGGGUCCUGGAGCUGCCUCGGGUUCAGAGGGAGGACGAAGGGGAGCUCACCUGCCGAGCUCGGAACCCGCUGGGCUCCCUGCGCGUCUCUCUGAGCCUCUCUGUGCAGAGUGACCGUCACGGGAAACCGAGGGGUGUGGCCGAUGUGGUUCUGGUGGCUCUAGUGUCAACCGUGAUCAAGAUCCUGCUCCUUGGGCUGUGCCUUACCGUAUCCCUGUGA